Molecule: messenger RNA, 1253 nt
Organism: Poecilia latipinna (sailfin molly)
Lineage: Eukaryota; Metazoa; Chordata; Actinopteri; Cyprinodontiformes; Poeciliidae
Gene: nelfe
Product: negative elongation factor complex member E
Exons: 11
Coding region: 66-1127 (353 amino acids)
Biological process (GO): negative regulation of transcription elongation by RNA polymerase II
Cellular component (GO): NELF complex
Molecular function (GO): RNA binding
Source: RefSeq, a predicted model, not a curated record
ACGUAAUAUCUACGCGUCGGUGUUUUUGUUUGAGCCGUUUGAAUUCCAGAGAAGGUUGUGCUGUCAUGGUGUUGUUUCCGAACUCACUAACGGAGGAAGAGGAGUCUCUACAGAAGAAGUAUGCUAAACUUAAGAAAAAGAAAAAGGCUCUCCUUGCACUGAAGAAGCAGAGUUCAACCAACCAAACAAACCAGAGUGGCUUGAAAAGGACGCUGUCGGAUCAGCCUGUUGUUGAUACCGCAACAGCGACAGAGCAAGCUAAAAUGCUCAUCAAGUCAGGAGCCAUCAGUGCCAUUAAAUCAGAGACCAAGAACUCCGGCUUCAAACGCUCCCGAAUGCUAGAAAUCAAACUUAAGGACCCAGAAAAAGGUCCGGCUCCUGCCUUCUUACCCUUCCAAAGGAGUGUCUCUACAGAUGAUGAUCCACAUGAGUCUGGAAAGAGAGGUCAAAUGAAGAGUCUGUAUGAAAGCUUCGUUAGUUCAAGCGACCGAUACCGGGAUGAAGAAGAAGGAGGCGGCAUGUCGUCCAGCCGUGACGUGGACCGAGAAAGGGACAGAGACAUAGACAGGGAGUGGGAAAGAGACAGAGACCGGGAACGGGAACGGGAUAGAGAAAGAGGCCGGGACAGAGACAGAGACAGGGAAAGAGAACGAGAACGGGAACGAGAAAGACACAGAGAACGAAGCAGAGAGAGAGACAGAGACCAGGACAGGGAGCGAGACAGAGACAGAGACACACCUUUCAGAAGAUCGGACUCGUACCCGGAGCGCAGAGGUGUGCGUAAGGGGAACACGGUGUACGUUUACGGCUCCGGCCUGGUGGAGGACAGCCUGCGCUCUGCCUUCUCCCAGCAUGGGAACCUCAUCGACCUCUCAAUGGACAACCCGCGCAAUUGUGCAUUUAUCACGUUUGAGAAGAUGGAGUCUGCAGACCAGGCUGUAGCUGAGUUGAAUGGAGCUGUGGUGGGAGACGUUCAUAUUAGAGUCAGCAUUGCCAGGAAGCAGCCCAUGCUGGACGCUGCCACCGGAAAAUCAGUGUGGGCCUCCCUCGCUGUGCAGAACAGCACCAAAGGCUCGUACAGGGAUAAGAGGAACCAAGUGGUCUACAGUGAAGACUUCCUGGAAUAAAAGAAGUUUUGUUUUUUUCUUUUUAGUGAGAAGCUGGCCUUUUUUUUGGGAAUGUUUUUUUUUUUUUUUUUUUUUUUGUUGAAUUGAAUAAAUCACAUUCUCAAGUAGAAUUCCAUAAAACUGGGA